AUGCUAAACUCACCGCCCAAUUGCUCCAUGCUUAUGAAGGAUCUCGUUUACGGGAAAGUGGCCAGACGUAAACCGCGACAAACUUAUCACAUAUGUGGGAGGGGUGUUGCACAGGGUACUUCUACUCUACCCGAAAACGUAGAUGUUGCACAGGCUUCUUUUACUCCACUCGAAAAAGACCCUUCGGAGCAUCUCCUAUUGGUGAAAGAUGCUUAUCAGUACUUCCAAAUAUUCAAGGGACUCGUAGUCGAUCUCAACUUCAGCUUUCCUAAAAGUGAUGAACGCCGUGACUUCUUCGAUGAGACAGCCGAAGACGCUCUGAAGUUAAUUGAGAUUGAACUCAACUUCAUGUACGAGUCUCUCUAUACCAAAAUGGAAGUUUUGCGUUCUAUUACCGGAUAUGUUUUCCGAUUCACAGCUUUUCGGUCAGUUUUAGCAACUCUUGGACUCUUUUGUUUCCAAGUAAAUAAAGAUGAAUUCCACAAAGUUGAUAUUGGGAUCACCUACUCCUUGCUCCUCGGUGCCAUUGCCCUGGAUGUAAUAGCAUUCUUCAUGCUUAUUUUCUCAGAUUGGACUUUUGUUUCAAUCGACAUCCCUAAAUAUCCACACCGUUGGUCCCUGGCAGCUGUCUUCAACAGUUUCCUUGCCCUCAAGAUGCCAUGGUGGCAACCUUGUAAAUGUAAGACAAAGAAUAAAGAGAAGGAUGUGCAGCAUCAUGUAUUGGUCACACCCCUUGUGUUUCGAAGGUGGUCUGGAUCCAUCCCAACUCACAACCUUAUAAGGUAUUGCCUGGAAAGCAGUAUAACCAGAAUCCAUAAAUUCCCGAGUUUGUGGGGAAUCAUGUUUGAAAAAAUCCUUUGUUUGUUGGGAAUCAAUGAAGUCACAAAGAAAGUUAGCGAUUAUAUGAUCAUGAUCAAGAGAAAAAUCAGUCCGUCUAACACCUCUCUUGCUGAACGGGCCAAAUCUUUUAAAUGCAAUGGUUCGCUGGGCUCUUGGAUCAACAAAGUCACUGGAUUUUUUGGUCACAUUUUCAGAUUAAUCACUAUGCCUAUUAAGAAUAUCGUGGACGAGAUGAUGUAUGUGUCCCUUGAGCCAUUCACUAAGGAGCUAUGGGAAUUUAUCUUUGAAGAGGUAAAAUAUAAAUCCGAGUCCGCGGAUACUUCAGAAACAAAAAAAGAAAAUACUCAGCCAGAGGUGAUUGGGUUUUGGAGCAUAAAUAUUCAGAACUCGAUGUUAGCGAGUUACUGA
Molecule: messenger RNA, 1248 nt
Organism: Durio zibethinus
Lineage: Eukaryota; Viridiplantae; Streptophyta; Magnoliopsida; Malvales; Malvaceae
Source: RefSeq, a predicted model, not a curated record